This is a messenger RNA of Colossoma macropomum (tambaqui), 1161 nucleotides long. It is a transcript of the gene prr11, whose product is annotated as proline rich 11. Gene Ontology annotation, cellular component: cytoplasm; nucleus. The transcript has 10 exons. NCBI's taxonomy places the organism in Eukaryota, Metazoa, Chordata, Actinopteri, Characiformes, Serrasalmidae. The record is from RefSeq and is a predicted model, not a curated record. The coding region runs from base 63 to 1064 and encodes 333 amino acids.
GGCUGGUUCGCUGAGAGAGGUUUCGGAAGUAUUUUUGAAAACCUGGUAGCCGCGGCUGCAGAAUGGCCGAGUUCGGGCGACUGAGCAGAGUUUUCCACAAGCGCAGGAAAAAGCCUGCCAGCAGUCGACGGUGGGCCUUAAGAGCCAAGAAGUCAGUGACCCCAGUAUCUGGCAGCCAAGUGGACCUGCAGAGUAAACUAAACCCCAAUGACAAAACCAAGAUGGAGCCGACUGUGGAGCCCCGAGAUAAAGAUGGUGCGCAAUUGUUGACUUCUUCAAGAAAAGUGGUCUUUUUUCAUGCAGUUGGAAGCAUUGUGCAGCAGUGCCAGCACAGCAUUAGUCAGAUCUGGACUGGAUUUUGGAAUGUGUUCCUUUUCUGGAGAGCUUACUCACAGAGAGUAGAGAUUCUUCACCAGAGAGUGGAGGACCUUCAAAGGGAGCUUCAUCUGCUGCAUGCCAAUAUGGCUAAGGGGCCCAGAAGUUCUUGCUGCCAUUGUGCACCAUCAGGUGGUGGACGGCAUCCACAGAGCUCUGUUGAUCCCCCAACUGCUCUUCCUCUUCCUCCUCCUCCACCACCUCCACCUCUCCUUCCACCUCCUCCUGCUCCUCCUCUACCCCCAGCCAAGAAGACUCCACAGAAACUGUCCUUCAUCCCCAAGAAGAGGACAGUUCUCACUACACUGCAGGAGAAAAUUGAUCGCCGUGUUGCUGUGACUCUCCAGGACCUACAGGCUGUGCAGCUCAGAAAAGUAACCGUUAACCGUAAAGUUCGGGUGUCCCCUGAUAGGAGAAAAGCGCCGCUGGUCACACUAGCAGACCUGCAGAAAGUCCGUUUGAAGCGCACUCAGUGCAGCCUCCCCUCGCCGCUGAGGCCUGGCCUCGCCAAGUCACCAAACAAAAGCCCCAUGAAGCUACGGGUACAACUUAAAAAAGUCCACAUUGACCGUACGCCUGGUGGCUCACCGCAGUGCAAUAAAGAGAAUGUAGAGGACUUCUGCAUUAGUGCAAUCACCAGCCAAGCUUUGGUAAACAAGCCGCAGAUUGCUUUGCCUACAGCAUCCUAACCACUGAAGACAGCGACAUCAGGAAUUCUCCAUUUUAAUGUUUUGCCUUUGCCGUCAUGCAGUAUUGCACGUUCUUAUCUGGUUUGUUCUACUUUGG